Sinocyclocheilus grahami is the source of this 1966-nucleotide messenger RNA. RefSeq names its product CWC27 spliceosome associated cyclophilin (gene cwc27). Lineage: Eukaryota; Metazoa; Chordata; Actinopteri; Cypriniformes; Cyprinidae. The transcript has 13 exons. Gene Ontology annotation, cellular component: catalytic step 2 spliceosome. Gene Ontology annotation, molecular function: peptidyl-prolyl cis-trans isomerase activity. Bases 722 to 1966 code for a protein of 414 amino acids. Gene Ontology annotation, biological process: protein peptidyl-prolyl isomerization; protein folding. The record is from RefSeq and is a predicted model, not a curated record.
GAUAUAAUCGACGGUGUAUCAACCUAAAUGAUAAAAGAGCGAAACAAAACAACUCGUUUGGGUUUUGCUCCGCCGCUUUUCAAAACGUGAAAGCGAUGUGUUUGGUAAAAGACUCCGACUGGAGCCGUCGACGACACUGUGGUUCCGCAUACAGACCCGUUCACCGAGUUCCCCAGCAGAGAGAGCACAACCAAAGAGCACAGUGCUGUAACGAGGACACACUUUAAGGACGCUAAAUGAAAACCUGCCCCUGAACUGUUAUAAACUCAUAAAAGAAAACUCUGUAAUCACAAGCGGCUGUGAUUGGAUCAUCUUCACCAGCGCGGAGAAAAGUAACAGGCUCCACCUGACAACACAAUCACCAACUACCUCAGAAGCCUGAACUACACUUAUAUAUUCGGGUUUUAUAUAUUUAAAAUUGCACAUUGAAGAUAGGACAACGUUUAUUAUCCUUCAUUUGAAUUCUAGAUCUUCUGAUAACAGUCUUUGACAGGAUAUAUUGAUAUUUACCCUGUCUUUCUCCGUUACGGUAGAGGGCGAUAAGGAGCGAGGGAAUAUCCUCUCUGGCGGCAUGGCAUGGUUUUGCUUGUAAACAUCACAUAAGAAAAUACUUCAUAUUUGUUAGACGUGCUUAUUAUGUUCUUGUAAUAGCUGCGUAUAGUUUGUGCUUUUGUUAUCAACCAGCUUUGAGGGAAAUAUACCCAAAUAAUACGCGUUAAAGAUGAGCAACAUAUAUAUUCAAGAGCCACCCACGAAUGGAAAGGUCUUGCUGAAGACCUCCGCAGGUGAUGUUGAUAUCGAGCUCUGGUCUAAGGAAGCUCCCAAGGCAUGCAGAAACUUCACUCAGCUCUGUAUGGAGGGUUACUAUGAUGGCACAAUUUUUCAUCGUGUGGUGCCAGAAUUCAUUGUUCAAGGAGGAGACCCCACAGGCACUGGGACGGGAGGGGAGUCCAUCUAUGGCCGCCCUUUCAAGGAUGAAUUUCACUCCAGAUUGCGCUUCAAUCGGAGAGGUUUGGUUGCUAUGGCAAACGCAGGACCUCAUGAUAAUGGCAGCCAGUUCUUCUUUACUCUUGGACGGGCUGAUGAACUCAACAACAAACACACCAUUUUUGGAAAGGUCACAGGAGAUACAGUGUAUAACAUUCUCAGGCUAGCAGAGGUGGAGUGUGACAGAGAUGAACGGCCGCUCAACCCACACAAAAUUCGAUCCACAGAGGUCUUACAUUCUCCCUUUGAUGAUAUCAUUCCACGUGAAAUUAAAGUUAAAAAAGAGAAAAACAAAGGAGAAGGGAAGAAAUCACAGUCCAAAGCAACAAAGAAUUUCAACUUGUUGUCGUUUGGCGAGGAGGCCGAGGAAGAUGAGGAGAUGGCCAGUCAAGUCAGCCAGACCUUGAAAGGAAAAAGCAAAAGCAGUCAUGACCUGCUGAAGGAUGAUCCCAAGUUAAGCUCUGUUCCUGUCGUUGACAGGAACCAAAGUGGCGGAGAUGAUUUUGAGGACGCAGGUGAUGAUUCAGAGGACGACAGCGAUCUAGAAUCAGAGAGGGAGCGGAUCCGAGAGAACAUCUCACAGAAACUAAAGAAAGACAAGACGGAUGAGAAGUCGUUCAAUCCAGACACGGUGAAGAAGACUUCCCGCAGUGAUGAAUUGAGAAAAGAAGCUCGCCAGCUGAAGAAAGAAUUACUUGCAAUCAAACAGCGAAAAGAAGAUGGUGUGAAGAAAGAAGAGGAUGUCAGCGAGGGUGACAGUAAGCCGACCAGUGAGGCGGUGACAGAGUACCUGGAGAGCAGGAAGAAGUAUGAAGACAUGAGGAAGCAGAAACUGAAGAAAGGUUCUGGCCGAGAGGCUCAGACACUCGCCCUUUUGGAUCGCUUCAAAUCCAAACUAUCAUCUGCGAUUUCGGAGACUCCUAGUGUUCCAGAGGAAGACGUCGAGGAACUUGGCGAGGAUGACGAUAAGGGCUGGUGA